This is a messenger RNA of Naegleria lovaniensis, 1086 nucleotides long. RefSeq lists its product as uncharacterized. Gene Ontology annotation, biological process: nucleocytoplasmic transport; activation of GTPase activity. Gene Ontology annotation, molecular function: GTPase activator activity; small GTPase binding. The transcript has a single exon. Gene Ontology annotation, cellular component: cytosol; perinuclear region of cytoplasm; nucleus. The record is from RefSeq and is a predicted model, not a curated record. The coding region runs from base 1 to 1086 and encodes 361 amino acids. Lineage: Eukaryota; Heterolobosea; Eutetramitea; Acrasida; Naegleriidae.
AUGAUUACACACCAACAAACAAUACGAGAAUAUUCAUCCAAUGGUCACAAGAGAUCAUCUCUGAUUGGCAAUCAAAAUGAACCUGUUCUCAACGGACCUUUCUGUAAUGACACGAUUUUCGAAAUUCUUCACUUUUUGGAUUCUAAAUUCAUCCUCGGAGUGAGUUUGAAAAUUUCAAAACAAUGGAGACGAGUAUCCUUUCAAAUUCCAUUGAGUUUGCUGUUCCGUAACGACCUUCGUUCCCAUCAAGUCGUUCCAAAAUUGAUCGAAUUCAUGUCACAAAAUGAAAAUAAUUUUCAAAAUUUAACUUCUUUUCAUUGGAUGGACAACAACAAGAUCUUGGACGAGCAAGUUGUGAAAUCGUUGGUUCAAAGUGCAUGUUUGAAAAAUUUAACGAAUUUGACAUUGAGUGGUCGUAUGGGCUCUGAAGGUGUCCAUUCCAUUGCCAAGAGUGAACAUUUGCAAAAGAUCAUGUUUUUGAAUUUGAGUGACAACCGAAUGGGUGAUUUAGGUGCUCUUUACAUUGCGAACAGUGAACAUUUGAAUCAUUUAACUUGUUUGAAUUUGGAAGAAAAUAAUAUUGAACGUGAAGGACUUGAAACUAUUGUGAAUAGUGAACAUUUGAACACGUUAGCAAUGUUGAAAUUAAGAUUCAAUGUGAUUGGUCCAGAAGAUACCAAAAUCAUCGCCAAUAAGAAUUUGACAUUAUUGGAUUUAAGCUUCAACAAGAUUGGCCCUCUCGGUGUGGAAUCUCUUGCUAGGAGCAGCAAUAUGAAACAUUUGACGUCCUUGAGCUUGAGCUCGUGUUUCAUUGGUCGUGAAGGUGCCAAAUAUAUUGCCACAAGUGAAUAUUUAAAGAAUUUAAUUUCGUUGAAUUUGAAUGGUAACCAUAUAGGUUCAGAAGGCAUUCGAUACCUCUCGUUGAGUGAAAAUUCGAAACAAUUAACACACUUAGACUUAUCUUUCAAUUACCUUGGAGAGUUGGGUGCUUUUCAUAUGGCUUCGAGUUGCAAUUGGAAAAAUUUAACAUCACUCGAUUUGACAGGUAACGCGCUUUCAAAUGUAUUUCCAAUAGUGAAAAAUUGA